Molecule: messenger RNA, 745 nt
Organism: Mucor mucedo
Lineage: Eukaryota; Fungi; Mucoromycota; Mucoromycetes; Mucorales; Mucoraceae
Exons: 2
Coding region: 41-718 (225 amino acids)
Source: RefSeq, a predicted model, not a curated record
UAUCUUUCUCUUUUUUUUUCUUUUUUUUUACUCAGCAAAAAUGAUAGGAUUGGAAAGCCGGUUUUUUCAGUUGAUAUUGGACAAGGUGUUCAAUACGACGGUAGUGACAACCAGUUUAAUGGUGUAUUCCAGCCGAGACAAACGCUUGAUUUUAUCAGGCGUAGGUCUGGGAUUCUUUAUUAAUGUGAUGCUUCAUCUUUUAAAUUUACAAGUGAACACAACCUUUCAACUGUUCAAUUCUCUCUUUAUUGCAGUGUUGUCAACAAGCAUUGGAUGGAAUAUCCUAAAAAAGAAACAUGAUGUCACUGCACGGCUAUUAUUGUUAUUGUUACCUACUUGUUUCAUGAUCAAUCAAGGCUUAGGUGUCAGCCAUCGUAACCCUCAACAUACGGUUGUCAUGACAAUGAUUAGUGUUGUAUUGUGCGCAGGGUUUGGAAUUGCCUAUUAUGCUACACUCACGCAUUUCUCCAAACGUGUGCAGACAGCGUGUUGUAGUAUUGUGGUGUAUCUCACUGGGGCCAUUGCUGUCUCUAAAUUAUUUGGCUCUGUGGAACAAAUCCUGCACCCGCCUAUUCAAAAUCUGGUGUUUAUUAUUCGGGGACAAUCCAAUGACAAUCUCCUACGUUUGCUAUUUGGCACUUCGGACUGGAAUGGGACUGGGUAUAGUGUGUAUUGGUUCAUGAUUUCAGUUUAUUUAAUCUACCAGUGUAAAAAAUAAUAAAAAGGGGAACUUAUUGAAUGGCAU